Messenger RNA from Chenopodium quinoa (quinoa), 521 nucleotides. RefSeq lists its product as uncharacterized. The transcript has a single exon. The record is from RefSeq and is a predicted model, not a curated record. Lineage: Eukaryota; Viridiplantae; Streptophyta; Magnoliopsida; Caryophyllales; Amaranthaceae. The coding region runs from base 66 to 275 and encodes 69 amino acids.
UGGUAACUCUAGUACGUACAUUCCUAGAGCAAGCUAAGAGAGAGUAAGUACAUUGUGUGAUCAGAAUGGCGGAUUGGGGGCCGGUUGUGAUCGCGUUGGUGCUAUUCGUGUUGCUCUCGCCGGGGUUGCUAUGUCAAAUUCCGGGGAAGGGAAGGAUGGUUGAGUUUGCUAACUUGCAAACAAGCGGCGUUUCCAUACUUAUUCAUACCAUAAUCUACUUUGGCCUCAUUACUAUCUUCCUUAUUGCUAUUGGUGUUCAUAUCUACACUGGCUAGUUAUAUAAAGUCUUCAGCUUAAAUAAUUAUAAUAUCUUGUUACUAUUAUAUUGUUUACAUUUUUGGGUGUUCUAAUUGUAAGUUUGGUUGUUUUGAGUGUGCAGUGCUUAUUUAUCAAUACAAGUAUGUAUCAUGCACUAUUGCACGUGACAACUACAUACAAUAUUUAUCAAGAGUAAUUAGCUAAAUUAUACGAUGUACAUGUUUUGCCAAUGUAUGUGAUCAUUGUUAAUGUCAGUUAUUCAA